ACACACUCCCAUGCAUACGAACACACACGUACAACAUUUCGCAGUUGGCAUUUUCAGCUGUUCAUUGCACUCAAAGUCGUUUUUUGUUGAAAGCAAAUUUUGCAACUUCGCGAAAAUUGUGCAAAACGUCUGCAAGCCAGAUGGAAGAAUGGAAUUUAAAGUGAGCUUUACUGAUAUUGUAACUAACAGUUUGCGGUAAACGACUAACUUGGCCGCUACGUAUUUGAAGAGACCAGAAAAUAUGGCCAGUUACCCACACUGCGCUGUGCGCGUUAAAGUCAAGAAAUGCGAACUGAAUCUGCCAUGUGAAUGGCGUAAAUUUAGUGUCGAUCCGCAAAUCACAUCACUGGAAGUGCUCUAUUCGUUGCUCGCUAAAGCAUUUGACAUUAAAUCAGAUUUCUCUAUCAAAUAUAAAGCCUUUGAUCCAGCAGGCAAUGAGAUUUACUUAUCUGUGCUGUCCGAUUGGGAUUUGGAUGCGGCCUUCUUGCGCAUACAUAAUCUCUCCAUACAAACAGCUACAGAACCAUGUCUAAUGCUGCAAAUCGACAUUAAACCAUUUACCGAGGUACGAGAAUGGGAUAUUGACGCAACAGUCACAUCCACUGUUCUAGCCAAUAGUAGUGGUGGUAGUGGUAGCACGAGUGUCAAUACACUUUCACCCAGUUUUUCGGCAAAUACGGGUGUGCGUGAUGCAAUCUCACCGCUACAACAGUCUAUAGGUGCAUCACAAAAAUAUGUGCAGAAUAUGCAAACAAAACUACCGGGACUCAUAAUGAACCAUAUGGAGAAAACUUUUUCAAUUGUGCAAAAAGCUUUCAAUUUGUCGGAAGAGACAAUGGCGUCAUUACCGCCACGACCACCCUUAUCUGACAAUGAGUUUCGUUUAUUUUUGGACGCACUGGGACAAAUCAAACGUAACGAUGAAUUACGAAAAGUCAUAUUUCUGGGCGGUAUUGAUCCAAGCUUGCGACGCGUGGUGUGGAAACAUAUUUUGAAUGUCUAUCCGCAUGGCAUGAACGGUCAUCAGCGUAUGGAUUAUAUGCGUAGAAAGUCGGAACAGUAUAUAAAGUUACGUGAUACGUGGAUAAAUGCUGUAAAGCAAGGUUGUAUCGCCGGCGAAUUGUCGUAUGUCACAAGCAUGGUGAAGAAGGACGUACUGCGUACGGAUCGACUGCAUCCCUUCUACGCCGGCAGCGAUGACAAUCAAAACAUAGCAUCACUUUUCAAUAUUUUAACAACCUAUGCGCUCAAUCAUCCCUCUGUGAGUUAUUGUCAAGGCAUGUCGGAUAUCGCCUCACCACUACUGGUAACCAUGAACGAUGAGUCGCAGGCUUAUAUCUGCUUCUGUGCCAUAAUGUCACGUGUAAAAGGUAAUUUCAUGUUGGAUGGCAUAGCCAUGACACAAAAGUUCACACACCUCACUGAAGCGCUUAGUUUUUACGAUCCGGAGUUUUGGGAGUAUUUAAAAUCGCAGCAGGCCGAUGACUUACUCUACUGCUAUCGUUGGUUAUUGUUAGAAUUGAAGCGCGAAUUUCCGUUCGAUGAUGCGCUGCGCAUGCUUGAAGUGCAAUGGAGCGCACUGAAGUAUGAGACCAGCAUUUGCAAAGAACUGAAUUUAUUUGAAAAGGAGUUUGUGCCUUUUUCAGAAAGCCCUGCACCUACUAGCUCCAGCUCACAAUCUAGUUCGUAUGGUGCACCAAUUAGUCCCUCCUAUUUGCUGGUGAAGCCGCGUGAAAACCCCUACACUAAGGUAUGCGCACUUCGCCGACAAAGCUCAUCGGCCUCACUGAAUUCGCUGAGCUCCUCGCUGAGUGCUGGCGGAGGCGUACUAAAUAGCUUGCGUUUAGAUGCAACAAAACGUCUCAAUCAGAGUCUCGAUGAUAACAUGCCACGCGCAGUCGCCUGCCGAAGACGUCAUUCAUCAAAAGCCCAUCAAAGUCUAGACGAGUCCAAAAUGCUUUUGCUAAUGGAGGGCAUGGAGGAUGUAAAAAAUGAAGAGGCAAAUAAUUUAACGUCCAAAACCAAAGUGGAGGAGUGUGCGACGUUUGUUGAGGAUGACGAUGUGUUCGCCAGCGGCGAAAGCAGCGCUAAUCAAGAUUCGAAUGAUAUUGAACACUUCAAUUUUCAUCCAACAAAUCCAUUCCUAGAAGAUGGCAUUACGAAAGAAGAAAUAGUUAAAGUGACGUCACAAUCACCAAAAUGUGUCAAUGCGGCAACAUUAAAUGAAAGUGAUGCAGGUGAAAGCGUAGGUGAAAACGGACUUAUGGCAAAAAUACCACAACUUCCAAAGGGUAUAGCGAAAUUGCAAAAUAAGAACAUCUUAUCGAACUAUAACACUGUAAGCAAUAUAAUAGCCAAACAAAUUGCGAAUGCUUCCAACGUGGGUGAUAGCGUGCGACGCGUAAGCAGCGGCGGCGGUGGUCAUUUCAGGGACCUUAAAGAAAAAAUUGCGGCAACGAGCAGAAAAGGCAUCUCCUUCGAUGAGCUGAGCAACACCGAGAAAUCACAACAGAAAUUGGUAAAAAACUUUAAUGAAUUUCUCAACUUCGCUUCAAUGAAUAAAAAUCGCAUUGCGGAUAAGUUCGUUGCGACGCCGCCGACCAUAACUGGCAACAAUGACGCCAGUCUGAAUGCCUACGACAAAGACAAAUCGAAAACACCUUCACCGACACACGCCUACAAGUCAACAACCGCCCAGACAACACCACACCCGCUCGUGCAGCUAACGCGCAGCGGCUUCGUCUCAUCACUCGAUGAAUCCGAUUCAUCAUCGGUGCCCGACACGACAUGGAGCGGCUCUACCGCCGCUACAGCAAUACAACAGACCAACAAUGCCAGUAAUAAUAGUUUACACAUAGAACUUGCAUCGCUCGACUCCUCGACCGCACACACACCCGAUCGCACACCCACAUACGAACGUAAAGCUGAUGGCGAAGAGUUACCGGAAGCAUGCGUAGCCAGCUUUAGCACAUUAGCAGAUGUGAAACACACACCCACAAGUAACUUGUCCGCUGAACCAAGUUUGACGCCUGACGAUAGUCAAGAUCAAGAGUAUUACCCGAUGACAACAGCUAUCACGCGUGAGUUACGUUUAGAAGCGGACAAUUUGGAUCGUCAAGUGUUUGGUGAGCCUGCCGAUAAGCAGACAGUCGUCAAUUGCGAGUUUGAAUAUGAAAAACUCGACAGAGACUCCCUGGACUUGGUAGAGGAUCUCAAAGAAAAUGAGAUUGUGGCAUGUCCCGACAUUAGCGAAUUACUCAUACGUCGUCGCAGCCGUAAUAGUCGUACGAGAAGCAGUAUAGAACCGCUACAGCAUGUAACAACGAGCAGUGCUUGGCAAGAUGCUGCUGAGCUGCCCAAUACUAUAAUGGAUAGCAAUUCAAAUGGCACGGACACAGCGGCAGCGGCACUGGCGGAGCGUAGUGUGCUCAAUCCCUUCGUCGAUCCGACUGUUUGUCCACUGGUAGAUUUACCCAACAGUAGCAGUUUGCCCGAAGUGUUAAUGCCGAUAUCCACAGAAACCGCCAACGCAUCACCAGUAGAAUUGGCCACCAAUGCAGUUGAUGAGAUUGCCUUUACGAAACCACCACUGGCUGCUGACGAACGUGCAGCUGGUAGUACGGGUAUAGUAGGUGCAAGAACUCCAGUUUUACCACCACCCAACGAAUUCGGUGGUGGCAAUCCUUUCUUGAUGUUUCUCUGCCUAACGCUACUGCUGCAGCAUCGCCAAACAAUUAUGAAAAGCGGCAUGGAUUACAAUGAGAUUGCAAUGCAUUUCGACAAGAUGGUGCGCAAGCACGAUGUUACGCGUGUGUUGAAUCAAGCGCGUCGCAUGUACAUUAACUAUCUGAAAGAGCAAAAUGCCUAUAAGCAGCAGCUUCAGCAGGCCACUGAGGAGACAACAACAAGCAAUGAUAUAAAUAGGAAUUCCAAAGCGCAUGAAGUGGCAGUGCAGCAGCGCACCGGCGCAAGCUACAGUGGCGUGGUCGGCACGGCAACAAAGUCGUAGAGCAGCCAGACGAACGGGGUUAAAAUCUGUGUGUGAAUGCAGCGGUCCCGAAAGAGCUAGAGAAAAAACACCAAAGAAUUUUUUAAUUAACUCACGUACUUAAGCAGCCACGAAUUUGUUUUUAUGAGAUUUUUUAUUGUGUAUUUUUUUUAUUAUAUUUUUUUUUGUCUAUUUUAUUUUAUUAUAUUUUUUUUUGUGUAUUUUUUUUUAUUUUUAUUUUUUUUUUUGGUUAUUAAAAUCUGGUUUAAAAAAAGAAUAUAUUUCCAGACAUGAAAAACGUUUUUUGCCCCAGAAGACUUUUAGAUUUAGACAAUGCAGCGGGUCAGUGAAAGGGAUGCGGCGCGUUUGAGUAUAAGAAACUCAAUCUGCUGAAUAUUUGUUGUGUUGAAAUAAUUAUCGUGAUUAAAUUAGUGACGCUAGAGAUUUACAGAGAUUUUCACUGGGCUUAAAUUUGCUUUUGAGCCCACUAUUUCUUUUUAUUUAUUUCAUGUUUGUUAUUUAAUAUAGUAUUUUCUGUGUUAUUUUUGUUGAAUUUUAUUUGUUGUUUUUGCCGCAUUGCUCUCACUGUCUGCAUGCACAAAUUUUAAAUGUGCGUUUAUAGUAAUUACUUUUUUUAACUUGUACAAUACUUAAAUUAUAAAUAUUUUUGCACUGCUAAUUAGAACAACUUUCAUUACAUUCCAUUUGCAAAGAAAUUUUCAUAAAUAUUUAACGCUUCUAUUUUACAAUCAUUAUUAAUUGAACACACAUGCAUAUGCGUAAUAUUAGUAAGUUAAGCAAGGUUUUUUGAAUAUUACGAUUUCAAUAUUUUUGAUGUGACUAAUAAAAAUUAAAUUACAAAAAUCUUAUUGAUUAAAAAAAUUAAAAUAAGAAAAUUAUUAAAUACUUCGAUAUAAAAUAUUUAGAUUCGCUUAAAUUGGUUAUGUGUAUAUACAUAUGUAUAUACAUAGAAACAAAAUUAAAUAAUAAAUGAAAAAUUAAGACUUAAGUCUAUUGGUUAACUUUAUCACAUAAUCUGUAUGGUAAAUAAUAAGCAAAACAAAUAAACAUUUACUCUCUAACAUAAAAGAAAAACACAAGCCAAAGUUUCAAUUGCAACGGAAUUAUAUUCUAUAAAAAUAGAGUUUUUUUUUAUUCAAAUUAAAUAUUUUUAAAUUUGAGUAAAAUAGUUAGUAGGAGUUUCAACCACUUGCAGCUGUUUUGAUACCGCAAGAAGAUACGUAAGGUGCCAAAUUUAUUGCUUCCUUUUGUUUUGAGGUUAAAUUAUCACAUUAAUUGCAGGUUGAGUUGAUAUAGGUGCAACUUACAAAUGCAGAAAAUAAUUCUUGCUUAUUAAUUCAUAAAAAAACCUUUUAAUUUAAAAUUUCCAUUAUAACCACAAAACAAAGUAGUAAUAUAUAAGUUUCCGUAUUAACUAUUUUAGAAGUGAAGGACGGAUACACGCU
Messenger RNA from Bactrocera oleae (olive fruit fly), 5454 nucleotides. RefSeq lists its product as uncharacterized. Gene Ontology annotation, molecular function: GTPase activator activity. The record is from RefSeq and is a predicted model, not a curated record. Gene Ontology annotation, biological process: activation of GTPase activity; regulation of autophagosome maturation. Gene Ontology annotation, cellular component: autophagosome. NCBI's taxonomy places the organism in Eukaryota, Metazoa, Arthropoda, Insecta, Diptera, Tephritidae.